AUAAAUAUCCUCAUCCCCAUUUUCCAUCACGUUCUUCUCCAUCUGGUGGCGACAGGGAGAGAAGAAUCAGGGGAAUUCAUACUUCGUUUCUCUCAGACUACGAUAGCCGUACCGGAACCCUAAUCACAUCCAAUCUACAUCCAAUUUCAAUGUCGGACGCAUACUGUUCCGAUUGUAAGCGGAGCACUGAGGUAGUAUUCGAUCACUCGGCCGGCGACACCGUCUGCUCCGAGUGCGGUCUCGUCCUCGAGUCGCACUCCAUCGACGAGACCUCCGAGUGGCGAACCUUCGCCAACGAGUCAGGCGACAACGACCCCGUCCGUGUCGGCGGCCCUACCAAUCCUCUUCUCACCGACGGCGGCCUCUCCACCGUUAUUUCCAAGCCUAACGGUGUAACCGGCGACUUCUUGUCGUCGUCGCUGGGGCGGUGGCAGAAUCGGGGUUCGAAUCCAGAUCGGUCGCUAAUUCUUGCGUUCAAGACCAUAGCUACCAUGUCUGACAGGUUGGGCCUUGUAGCUACCAUAAAGGAUCGGGCUAAUGAGAUAUAUAAGAAGGUGGAAGAUCAAAAAUCUAGUCGAGGAAGAAAUCAGGAUGCAUUAUUGGCUGCGUGCCUGUACAUUGCUUGUCGAAUGGAAGACAAGCCACGCACUGUAAAGGAAAUUUGCUCUGUUGCCAAUGGAGCCACAAAGAAGGAAAUUGGCCGAGCAAAAGAAUACAUAGUGAAACAACUGGGGCUCGAGGCAGGUCAGUCAGUGGAGAUGGGAGCUAUACAUGCUGGUGACUUCAUGAGGCGCUUUUGUUCAAACCUAGGCAUGUCUAAUCAAGCCGUUAAAGCUGCUCAAGAAGCUGUCCAGAAGUCUGAAGAGUUUGAUAUAAGGAGGAGCCCUAUAUCAAUUGCAGCAGCAGUUAUUUACAUUAUAACUCAGCUUUCAGACGAGAAGAAGCCACUCCGAGAUAUAUCACUGGCCACAGGAGUGGCAGAGGGCACAAUCAGGAACUCGUACAAGGAUCUGUACCCUCAUGUUUCUAAAAUUAUACCCAACUGGUAUGCCAAGGAGGAGGACCUCAAGAACCUGUGCAGCCCAUAAAAUCGAUGGGGGGCAAACAGUUAACGGGGAGUAAAAUCCAAGAUGCCUUUGGAUCACAUUUUCUUCUCUCUUCUUUUUUCACUUCUGGUUUUUGUAUUGUUUAGGCCAUCGUUUGCCCACUUCUCUUUUAUAAAAUUGCUCGUGCUCUAGCAAUAAUUUAUGCCACUGUUAUAACA
Messenger RNA from Malania oleifera, 1264 nucleotides. Its product is annotated as transcription initiation factor IIB-2. Gene Ontology annotation, molecular function: TBP-class protein binding. The transcript is spliced from 7 exons. Gene Ontology annotation, cellular component: transcription preinitiation complex; nucleus. Bases 150 to 1088 code for a protein of 312 amino acids. Gene Ontology annotation, biological process: DNA-templated transcription initiation; transcription preinitiation complex assembly. NCBI's taxonomy places the organism in Eukaryota, Viridiplantae, Streptophyta, Magnoliopsida, Santalales, Ximeniaceae. The record is from RefSeq and is a predicted model, not a curated record.